GCACCAAGGGGCGCUGUUUGUCAUAGGGAAUGAGAGAAGCUGGAAACUCUGGGCGUGGAGGGCCAAGAGAACAUGAUUGGAUAAAAACAAGUCACGUUUUUUUUUAUUGCACCCCUCUAAUAACGUAUGUUAAUAACAAUGUCACAGUAAGGACAAAAGUUACGAAUAAUUAACAAACUUUAAUAAGUGAGCUAAGUGAUCAUCUAGGUUUAACACUUCCAAUACCAAUUGGAGGUCACCUCCAUCCAGCACUAUAAAAUCUUAUCUUAUCUCCUAAAACAACACGCCCAAGCUUUCUGUUUCUAUUUAAUUCUAGUGCAUUUACUGUUUCUGACAGAUUAGUUAAGGUUGGCCUGGAUUAUGAUAUAACACACUUGACCACUGUGUGGCGCUGUUAAGCCCUGCCACUGCCUUAGAGAAUAGUGUCAGGAAGAGCCUGCUCAGUUUUCCUUCUGCCUCUUUCAUGUUUCAGUUUCACUGAAACAUGUGGACUCGUGAAGAUAUAAAUAAUAAGGUUUAUCUGAGGCCAUGAUGCAUUUGACUGGAAACAGUUUCCUGUGAUAUUGUGGAAGUACUGUGCUUCCAACAGCGCCAGUGGCUUCGCACCUGCAGGGGCUUUAUGUGAAAGGCUUACAAGAUAAUAACGACAGUCGUCUGAAGAACAUUAUCGGAGAAGUCCGAUAAUGCGCCAGUGAGACGGAUCCGUGACCGUGUGUCCGAGCUCAUUCAGACAGGCCAGCAGCCUCUCAGAUAAAACCAGCAACCAGGCAUCAUGGACAUGUUCAGAAGAGGACAAAGAGGAAUGCCACACUUUUCACAGAGGUGUGGAUUUAGAUCAACAUGACAUUUUCUGCUCUGAACAUUGGAUUUUUAUAUAAAAAAAGAGAUCUUCACUUAUUGUCCAACACUGGAUUUCAGCAAAGAUCAGAGAGAUCCCAAGCUGCAGCUCUUCUAUCCUGAGCCCAGAUACUCUACUGUCUGGAUGACUAACGGAAGAACUGUCAGACACACACCAUGGCUUACUCCUCUCACCCCUCUGGUUGGAGGGAGAUGACAAAUGGAGGGGGGCACCCCCAUUACAACAAUGGAGGCCAGACCGGGGGUUCCCACAGUGCCACUCGCUACAUGCUGAAGAAACAGCAGCGCCACAGACACAGAUCCUCCUCUCCCAUGGGCAGGGUCAUUCUCAUCAAUGCACCUGUUGACGGAGGCGAUGACUGUGAAGACCUUCACACAGUGACAGUGGAUAAGAGUCCCGAUGGACGUCUGGGUUUCAGCGUUCGUGGAGGCUCUGAGCACGGACUUGGCGUAUUUGUCAGCAAAGUGGAGGACGACAGCUCCGCAGCGCAGGCCGGGCUGACCGUGGGCGACAAACUGGUGGAGGUGAACGGCGUCAGCCUGGAGAGCAUCACCAUGAGCAGCGCUGUGAAGGUCCUGACAGGCAACAACAGGCUGAGGAUGGUGGUGAGACGCGUGGGCAAGAUCCCCGGCAUCCGCUACUCCAAGGAGAAGACCACGUGGGUGGAUCUGAUCCACCGGCGGAUGGUGGUGGAGGAGAGCGGCCGGACGCCUUCGGAGGCCAGUUCGGACAGCGCCCUCCGCAGGAUCGUGCAUCUCUUCACCACGUCUGACGACUACUGCCUGGGCUUCAACAUCAGGGGAGGCAAAGAGUUCGGGCUGGGAAUUUAUGUGUCUAAGUUGGACCCGGGCGGUCUUGCUGAGCAACAUGGCAUCAAGAUGGGUGAUCAGAUCCUGGCAGCCAACGGCGUCAGCUUCGAUGACAUCACCCACAGCAAUGCCGUCGAGGUCCUGAAGAGCCACACACAUGUCAUGCUGACAAUCAGGGAGGCUGGGAGGUAUCCUGCAUACAAGGAGAUGGUGGCAGAAUACGGCUGGCUUGACAAAUUGGCUAACGGGGUCCCUGCAGCAUCCUCCCAGGGUUCAGACUCCAACUCCUCCGUCUCCUCGCUCUCCUCCAGCACUCCCCUCAGCUCCCUCAGCGGUCUGUCCCAGGUCCUCUUCCCUCCCGUCUUCAGCUCAGAGAUGGUAGACGUCGCCAUCUCCACGGAGGCCGGCUCCCGACGUCCGAGCGGCAGCGAACGCACCGCGGACACCGCCAUGCAGACGGACGCCCACCCUCCGAGCUACUCGGACGCUCCAGAGAGGCCGGCCGCCGCAGAUACCAGUCGAAGCAUCGGCACCACAGUGCUGCUGAAGGACACGGUGGUGUGCGGGAGAGGGGAAGGGCCGAGGGAGACGGGAGGCGCCGGGGAACGAGCGCGAGGGAGGACAAGGACGAUGUCGUCUGGCGACCGGGAAGUGAUGAAGCACUCGCCAAAGACGGCGGCGCUGAUGGCCCUCAGUAAACCGCGCAAGCCAAUCAGACGCUCCCAGAGCCACAUCACGGUGUCAGAGGACAGGCAGAAGAAGAAGAAGAAGCAGCAACAGACGGAGCAAAGCGUGGCAGAGAAUAAGAACAGCCUGCAGCGCUCCAAAACCUUUGUCAACCUGCUGUUUAAAAAGGACCGCAGAGACAAAGGCCGCUCCAAGUCGCCGUCCCGUCACGCUGACAGAGAUAGAGAGCGAGGUCGCCCCUUCCAGGUUUUGACUUCGCCGAGGGAGUCUCGCGCCGGGGUCCGAGAUAAAAGCCCGCUGCCUCGACUGGAGACCCUGCAGCACGUGGAGGACAUGGCAACGAGGCUGCUCAGCCAGGACGAGGUGGCUGCAGUGAUGAGGCACUGUCAGCGGUUUUUGACCGACAACGUGAUUGAAGAUUUAGUGCGUCCCCUUUUGGCCAUACUGGACAGGCCAGAGAAACUACUACUCCUUAGAGAAAUAAGAAUGCUGAUUCCCAUCACAGAGUUGGGCCAGUUUGACAGCAUGGUCAUGCCCUUUGAGCUAGAGGCAUAUAACACUCUGAAGACCCUCUCUAUUCGUUCCCCAGCCCUGCGCUCCCCUCGCAGCGGCACCCCUAGACGUCACCUCAUCACCCCAAUCCCAGACUUCAGGGGCGGCUUCCAUCUCCAGCCGGUGCAGGACACGCUGCGAGAGCGUCAGCUGAUCGAGGAGCUGGACAGACUGCGUUUGUCCAGCCACCCGUCGGCCCACCCUCCCCCUUCCUGUGCCUUCACUGCCUUGCUGGAUGUACCUGUGGACAGCUACUGCGCGCGCCCCCCCCGCUCCCCGAGCCCCUCCUCCGUCCACAGCUUCCCCCUGACGGACCCCCCGCACGGCUCCCAGCCCGGGCGCCGACCGGCCCGCUCCCCAGGGAGGAGAGACGACGAGGCGUCCUCGUUGUCUGCGUCCGACCCGAGCGACGUGGCCCCCGAACGCGGGAGGUCCCCCGUGAGAAACGGCCACGGGCGAGCGAGGAGGGAGGCGAGUCCUGACAGCAUAGAUGGCGGCCGAGGCAGACAGGGGGGCUACACGGAGGUCAGCGUGCGCGUCCCCUCGCAGCCACGAGGGAGGACUCCUCUGGCGGACGUGUUCGAGGCGCCCACAGACAAGGGUCCGUCCACAGACAGAGGGCGCGGCGAGCAGGUCAACGGACGCGCACAAAAUGGGCACGGCGUAAGAAGAAGAGCGACUCUGCCACGGGAAGAGUAUGAAAUCGCCACUUUGACCAUCUCUAAGGCCAAGCAAUCAUUGGGCAUUAGCAUCUCUGGAGGAAUGGAGUCUAGGGUGCAGCCCAUGAUAAAGAUCGAGAAAAUCUUCCCAGGAGGAGCUGCGUCCACAAAUGAAGCUCUGAAGGCGGGUCAUGAGCUGCUGUCUGUCGAUGGUGAGAGCUUGCAGGGCGUGACUCAUCAGCACGCUGUGGAUGUGAUUCGCCGUGCAUUCAGCAACAAGGCCAGGGACCCCAUGGUGUUUGUGGUCAAGGUCCCCACCACCACCACCAGCCUCGGGAGACCUGCUGACUAACCUCAACGUACCCGCACCUCACAGGGAGCGAUUCCAAUACACGACCCACUGCGGAACAAAGAGGACAAAUGAUAUGAAAUGCAUUAGCUCAUGUUUGCUACACUGCAGCCGUUCAGGGACGAGGUGGUGGUUUAUGAAGUCCUCCUCUGUUGAUAUUGUGCCACUGUUUGACGCGUACCGCCGUGACCUUGCAGUGACCUCUAAAUGCCGUCUGACUCUGGAGUCAGUGGUUUGCACUUUUCAGCUGGAGCAUCUCAGUCCAGCCGGCCUGCAGGCUCGCCAGAGGGAGAUUACCCAACCCUGUGUUAUGAGAUUUGUAGAUUUAUACCCAGAUUAAACCCCUGUAUUAUGUCAAAA
Molecule: messenger RNA, 4275 nt
Organism: Betta splendens (Siamese fighting fish)
Lineage: Eukaryota; Metazoa; Chordata; Actinopteri; Anabantiformes; Osphronemidae
Gene: pdzd7a
Product: PDZ domain containing 7a
Exons: 17
Coding region: 1015-3918 (967 amino acids)
Biological process (GO): sensory perception of sound; auditory receptor cell stereocilium organization
Cellular component (GO): stereocilia ankle link complex; cilium; stereocilium tip
Molecular function (GO): protein binding
Source: RefSeq, a predicted model, not a curated record